AUGUCAUCGGACGAGUUGAAGGCCCAGGGCAACGCUGCAUUUUCGGCUGGCAAGUUUGUCGAGGCAGCUGACUUGUUCAGCCAGGCCAUCGCCGUUGACCCCGGCAACCAUGUUCUGUACAGCAAUAAAUCGGCUGCCUUGGCUAGCCUCUCAAAGUAUGAUGAGGCACUGGAGGCUGCUGAGAAGGUGGUUGCCCUGAAGCCAGACUGGCCCAAGGGCUACUCCCGGUUGGGGGCGGCCCAUUUUGGUCUGCGCGCCUUCCAGGCAGCAUCAGACGCGUACUCCAAGGAGGUCCUGGGCCGGCUGGCGACAAACCCCACUACCCGUGCCUUCCUGGGUCAGCCCGAUUUCAUGCAAAUGCUGCAGGAGAUCAACCGCAACCCCCAGGCCAUGUCUAACUACUUGACGGACAACAGGCUGCAGCAGGCGCUCCAAGUCGGGCUGGGGCUCAACUUUGGCAGCGCAGAGGAGGGGUCCGCCACCUCCACCUCGGCCCAUGCCGGGUUCGGCCCUGAGCCCAUGGAGGAGCCGGAGGGGGAGGACGAGGUGGCUGCGGCGCGCCGCGCCGCGCUGGCCGAGAAGGAGGCCGGGAACGCAGCGUACAAGGCCCGCGACUUUGACACCGCCAUCGCGAAAUACUCACGCGCCAUUGAGCUGGACGACAGCGACGUAUCCUUCCUGUCCAACCGCGCGGCGGCCUACUUCGAGCAGGGCAGCUACGAUGAGUGCAUCGCCGACUGCGACACGGCCAUUGCGCGGGGGCGGGAGGUGCGCGCGGACUACAAGCUGAUGGCGCGGGCCAUGGCGCGCAAGGGCAACGCACUGGCGAAGAAGGGGGAGCUGGAGGAGGCGGUGGCCGUGUACCAGAAGAGCCUGACGGAGCACAGGACGGCCGACACACUGAAGCGGCUGAAUGAGACGGAGAAGCUGCUGAAGCAGAGGGUGGAGACCGCGUACAUUGACCUGGAGCUGUCUGCCAAGGCCAAGGACGAGGGGAACGAGGCCUUCAAGGCCCAGAAGUACCCCGAGGCCGUCAAGUUUUACACCGAAGCGCUGAAGCGCGGGCCGGCCUCGGUGAACGAGGAGGCCUACAAGCUGUACAGCAACCGCGCGGCCUGCUACACCAAGCUUGGCGCGUGGAGCGAGGGCCUGAAGGACGCGGAGGAGUGCAUCCGGCUGAAGCCCGACUUCAGCAAGGGCUACUCGCGCAAGGGCCACCUCCAGUUCUUCAUGAAGGAGUACGCCAAGGCGCGGGCGACGUACGAGGAGGGGCUGACGCAUGACCCACACAGCGCCGAGCUGAAGGAAGGUCUCAUUCGUACCAUCCAAGCCAUCAACAAGAUGACGCGUGGGGAAGGGACGGAUGCGGAGCGCAAGCAGCAGCAGGAACGCGCGAUGGCAGAUCCCGAGAUCCAGGCCAUCCUCACCGACCCCGUCAUGCGUCAGGUCCUGCGUGACAUGGAGGAAAACCCAGCGGCCGCCCAGAAGCACCUCGCCAACGUCCAGGUCGCCGCCAAGUUUGAGAAGCUGGUGGAGGCCGGCAUCGUCCAGAUCCGCUGA
Auxenochlorella protothecoides is the source of this 1560-nucleotide messenger RNA. RefSeq names its product Stress-induced-phosphoprotein 1. The coding region runs from base 1 to 1560 and encodes 519 amino acids. The transcript is spliced from 10 exons. The record is from RefSeq and is a predicted model, not a curated record. NCBI's taxonomy places the organism in Eukaryota, Viridiplantae, Chlorophyta, Trebouxiophyceae, Chlorellales, Chlorellaceae. Gene Ontology annotation, molecular function: Hsp90 protein binding.